This is a messenger RNA of Prunus avium (sweet cherry), 1343 nucleotides long. Its product is annotated as Phosphoglycerate mutase family protein. The record is from RefSeq and is a predicted model, not a curated record. Gene Ontology annotation, molecular function: catalytic activity. NCBI's taxonomy places the organism in Eukaryota, Viridiplantae, Streptophyta, Magnoliopsida, Rosales, Rosaceae.
AGAAACCCAGAAGCCAAAUUGCCCCAUUGCGCAUUGUCGCAUUGUCGCAGUCCCAUCAAAAUAGACCAAGGAGCAAAGACAGAAACCCACACGACUGAAAACCACGGCUAACACAUUUCACAUUCUUAUUUCUCAGACUGAAAAUCUGAGAGAGGGACAGAGAGAAAAAGAGAUUCAGAUUCAGACUGCUAAAGAGAAAGAGAAAUUGAAAUCCAAGAUCUCAAGACCCAGAAGACAAAGACAAGAGAAGAGGAUCAUAAAAUGCAGCAGCAAAAUUGCAAAAGCAAACCGCAGCCAGUUCUUCCGAAACGGAUAAUCUUAAUGCGGCACGGCGAGUCUCAGGGCAAUCUAGACACCGCCGCUUACACCACCACCCCCGACAACAAAAUCCCACUAACGGACGUCGGCCUGGCCCAGGCCCACCUCGCCGGCGCCCACCUCCACCACGUCAUCUCCGACACCGACACCAACAACCCCAACUGGCGCGUCUACUUCUACGUCUCUCCCUACGAGAGGACGCGCUCCACGCUCUGUCAGAUCGGACGGUCCUUCUCCCGGACACGUGUCAUCGGCGUCCGUGAGGAGUGCCGGAUACGGGAGCAGGACUUCGGCAACUUUCAAGUGCAGGAUCGGAUGAAGGCCAUUAAGGAGACCCGGGAGAAGUUUGGCCGCUUCUUCUAUCGGUUUCCGGAGGGAGAGUCCGCCGCUGAUGUCUACGAUCGUGUUUCAAGUUUUCUUGAAUCAUUAUGGAGGGACAUUGACAUGAACAGGCUUCGCCAUGACCCUUGCCAUGACCUCAAUCUUAUAAUAAUAUCACACGGGUUAACAUCACGCGUCUUCCUCAUGAAGUGGUUCAAGUGGACGGUUGAGCAAUUCGAGCACCUAAACAAUCUUGGAAAUUGCGAAUUUCGAGUGAUGCAAUUAGGAAAGGGCGGAGAAUACAGCUUAGCAAUCCAUCACAGUGAGGAAGAACUAGUAGAAUGGGGUCUCUCCCCUGAAAUGAUAGCUGACCAAAAGUGGCGAGCCCAUGCCAACAGGGGUGAUUGGAAUGAGCGUUGCCCCUGGUACCUUGAUGCUUUUUUCGACCGUCUAGCUGACUCGGAAGACAGUGGAGAAAAUGAAGACAUUUGGCAUGAAACUGAUGAAAAGAUUCAGCAAUCAAAUUGAUUGUGCGAGUCGUGAAACCAAACUGAUUCUUUUAGCAUAUGAACAUAGGCUCCUCAGCAAUUGGGUUGGGAAUUCUUUUGAUUUAACAUGUAGUUAAUUGUUGUAUGUUCAUAGUAUCUCUUGAAUGCUGGAAAUAGAAAAUAGCAAUAUCAAUUGGAGUUCAGAAUUUUUACUGA